GUCCUCAAAACAUCCCACCCGACCGCCUGGCUUCGAAGAACAAAUUCCCAUGUCUCGUUUCCUCAGAAAAUGCAUCCAUGGAAGCCGAACACGUCACAGUGUCGGUUCCCUCGUAGGUCGCGUACUCCCUCGGCUUCUCGCCUCUCUCGACAUGAUACUUCCGACGGCCCGUGAAGGCGGCGCUGCUUUCAUCGUGGGCCCUGCAGAGCUAACGCCAUCACACGCGACACCGGGGGCCACCGCAGCAGCGCAGCCUCGUCUCACUGUCAAAUCACUUCGCCACCACGGCAAUGGAGUCCAGAGCUGCGGGACACUAGACGCGUCUGAACAGGGCCUCUGUUUACAGCGGCGCACGAAGCAAUGUGGAGGAAGUAGGACCAAAAUAUAAAAUCCUGAUACGCUGAAAAGCCAGAGAUUAUAGAUAAUGGGCUGUGUGCAAUGCAAGGAUAAGGAAGCAACCAAACUCACAGACGACCGAGACACCAGCAUCCCCCAGGCCGCGGGCUACCGCUAUGGGGCCGACCCCACGCCGCAGCACUACCCCAGCUUCGGGGUCACCGCCAUCCCCAACUACAACAACUUCCACGCCCCCGUCGGACAGGGGAUGUCCGUCUUCGGAGGGGUCAGCACCUCCUCUCACACUGGAACCCUGAGGACCCACGGUGGGACAGGAGUCACCCUCUUUGUGGCACUUUACGACUAUGAGGCGCGGACGGAGGACGACCUCAGCUUCAGGAAAGGAGAGCGGUUCCAGAUCAUCAACAGCACCGAAGGGGACUGGUGGGAUGCUCGCUCGCUCACUACAGGUGGCAGUGGCUACAUUCCCAGUAAUUACGUGGCUCCGGUGGACUCCAUCCAGGCAGAGGACUGGUACUUUGGUAAACUGGGCCGCAAGGACGCGGAGAGGCAGCUGCAGUCCACCGGCAACCCUCGAGGAACCUACCUCAUCCGGGAGAGUGAAACCACAAAGGGUGCCUUCUCCUUGUCCAUACGGGACUGGGACGAUGUGAAAGGUGACCACGUCAAGCAUUAUAAGAUCCGCAAGCUGGACAGUGGCGGCUACUACAUCACCACGCGGGCUCAGUUUGACAUGCUGCAGCAGCUGGUCCAGCACUACUCAGACCGAGCCGCCGGGCUCUGCUGUCGCUUGGUGGUUCCCUGCCAUAAAGGGAUGCCUCGCCUCACCGACCUGUCCGUUAAAACCAAAGAUGUGUGGGAGAUCCCGCGGGAGUCGCUGCAGCUCAUCAAGCGGCUCGGGAACGGGCAGUUUGGGGAGGUCUGGAUGGAGAGUGCGGAUGGUUUGUGCUUUAAUUUAACGGGCGUGUGUGUGAACUACAUCCCUGACACUAUGGGCUUGAGUCAUGAUGCCUGGGAGAUCAGCAGAGACACACUUGAGUUGGAAGUAAAGCUGGGGACGGGAUGUUUUGCUGAUGUGUUUUACGGAACGUGGAACGGCACCACCAAGGUGGCGGUGAAGACUCUGAAGCCCGGCACCAUGUCCCCCGAGUCCUUCCUGGAGGAAGCUCAGAUCAUGAAGAAGCUCCGGCACGACAAGCUGGUGCAGCUCUACGCCGUGGUGUCCGAGGAGCCCAUCUACAUCGUCACAGAGUACAUGGGCCAAGGAAGCCUGCUUGAAUUCUUGAAAGACGGAGAAGGUCGAGGGUCGAAGCUGCCAAACCUGGUGGACAUGGCGGCGCAGGUGGCGGCAGGUAUGGCCUACAUCGAGAGGAUGAACUACAUCCACAGAGACCUGCGCUCCGCCAACAUCCUGGUGGGAGACAACCAGGUGUGCAAGAUCGCCGACUUCGGCCUGGCCAGGCUCAUCGAGGACAACGAAUACACGGCUCGGCAAGGAGCAAAGUUCCCCAUUAAGUGGACCGCCCCGGAGGCUGCGCUGUACGGGAAGUUUACCAUCAAGUCGGACGUGUGGUCGUUCGGCAUCUUGCUGACGGAGCUGGUCACCAAGGGUCGGGUGCCCUACCCAGGCAUGAACAACCGCGAGGUGCUGGAGCAGGUGGAGCGGGGCUACCGGAUGCCGUGCCCCCAGGACUGCCCCAUCUCACUGCACGAGCUGAUGCUGCAGUGCUGGAAGAAGGACGCCGAGGAGCGGCCCACCUUCGAGUACCUGCAAGCCUUCCUUGAAGACUACUUCACGGCCACAGAGCCUCAGUACCAGCCCGGGGACAACCUCUAGACCCCUCCCCCACCUCGGGCUGGGGCCAGGACUGGCUGAAUCAGCGCUGUUGCAAAACUCUGGAGCCUUCCCAGCCAGGUCUUUUUUUUCUCCUUUUUUGGGGGGAUCUGUACAGCUUCCUCCAACUUAAAACACAAGCCCCUCCGUCUCUGACACGCCCUCUAGUGUCUGAACUUGGCGAAUGGCAUAGUUUGGGAGGUUGAGGUGGUGGGGAAGGACGACAGACGGAGUUAACCGGGAUCGUGAUAAUGCAAAUGUAUUCAAUGUAAAUAAGAAAGGCUUGUUUUCAGUUUAUUUGUUUGCUUUAAGAUUUGUAUUUUCUCCUGCACAAAAGUAAUAUGAAGAUGAUGCAAAUGAUGAAGGCAAACGAAGAGAACCCUGUCAGAGCAGGCACAGUUCAUCUGGACAUGUGUUGUACGGUAGCUCCUGUAUUAUUUUCUAGAGAUCGGAUCGAAAGCCUCCAUAUAUAUAUUUUCAGAUUUUCCAUAAUGUGGAAAAAAUAACUAAUCUAACCCAGAUUAUUGCUUUAUUCUUGAUUUUCCAGAUAGUAUUCCAGCAACUCGAGACGAGCAUGACGCAGUCCUCCGUCAACAUUUUUCUUUCUUUUUCUCCUGACCAGGCGCCCCACAGAGCUUUCUCACAGCUGUCAGACUGCGUAUGGCUCUUUUACAGUUCUUUUACAAAUGAUGUUCGUCACAUGUUUUUGUCGAUUACAUCCGAACGUGUGAGGAUUUUUUAAUCCAUAUCCCUCCUCGCUUCGAAUUUGGAGAAGAACCGUGUUGCUUUUGUUUAGCUGUAAGAGAGAAAGUUAAUUUAAGAAGAGAGUGUGUGUGUCUUACGGUGGUCUCCGUGGACUAGCAGCUGAACCUGGACCAGCUCACUUCCUCCUUCUUUUGUGUUUUCCCGACACAGUUAUCGUCAAUCAGUGUUUGAGUUUUGAGGGGUUUUACAGUGUGAUUUUUAUUUAAACUUUCUUUUGAAGUAUUCCAAACUGUAUGUUCAGAGGAACCUUUUGUGCCAACUUGUGUUGCAAUUCAGGAUGAGGAGUGGAAGAUUUUAAGUGUUGAGUUCACAGAGAAACGAGUCAGACCUUAUCAGGUCUUAACGCAGAUGGUUUCGUGGCCAAUGGAAAAAGUCGUUCAGUCGUAAUUGCUUUUAAGUGUCGCUAACUUCCCUCUUUUCAAUAUAUAUUUUUUUUUAGAAAAGUUGUUUCGUUUAUUCAGUGACUUGGAGUUUGGAAUUCAGAAAAGAACAAUAAACAUUUUACACUCUU
Messenger RNA from Pseudoliparis swirei, 3467 nucleotides. It is a transcript of the gene fynb, whose product is annotated as FYN proto-oncogene, Src family tyrosine kinase b. The coding region runs from base 425 to 2194 and encodes 589 amino acids. Gene Ontology annotation, molecular function: signaling receptor binding; non-membrane spanning protein tyrosine kinase activity; ATP binding. The record is from RefSeq and is a predicted model, not a curated record. Gene Ontology annotation, cellular component: extrinsic component of cytoplasmic side of plasma membrane. Gene Ontology annotation, biological process: cell surface receptor protein tyrosine kinase signaling pathway; innate immune response; cell differentiation. NCBI's taxonomy places the organism in Eukaryota, Metazoa, Chordata, Actinopteri, Perciformes, Liparidae. The transcript is spliced from 14 exons.